GGCUCCAUCCAGGCCAGCGCGUCCUCCGGGCCCCGAUAUUCAACACGCAGAGGUGUUGCAGCCUCGAGGGGCUCAGAGAAGAAGAGUGUCUCAGAUUCAUUCUUAAGGAACUGAGAACUUAAUCUUCCAAAAUGUCAAAAAGACCAUCUUAUGCCCCACCUCCCACCCCAGCUCCUGCAACACAAAUGCCCAGCACACCAGGGUUUGUGGGAUACAAUCCAUACAGUCAUCUCGCCUACAACAACUACAGGCUGGGAGGGAACCCGGGCACCAACAGCCGGGUCACGGCAUCCUCUGGUAUUACGAUUCCAAAACCCCCAAAGCCACCAGAUAAGCCACUGAUGCCCUACAUGAGGUACAGCAGAAAGGUCUGGGACCAAGUAAAGGCGUCCAACCCUGACCUAAAGUUGUGGGAGAUUGGCAAGAUUAUUGGUGGCAUGUGGCGAGAUCUUACUGAUGAAGAAAAACAAGAAUAUUUAAAUGAAUACGAAGCAGAAAAGAUAGAGUACAAUGAAUCUAUGAAGGCCUAUCAUAAUUCCCCCGCAUAUCUUGCUUACAUAAAUGCAAAAAGUCGCGCAGAAGCUGCUUUAGAGGAAGAAAGUCGACAGAGGCAGUCUCGCAUGGAGAAAGGAGAGCCCUACAUGAGCAUUCAGCCGGCAGAGGAUCCAGAUGAUUACGACGAUGGCUUUUCAAUGAAGCAUACAGCCACCGCCCGUUUCCAGAGGAACCACCGCCUCAUCAGUGAGAUCCUGAGCGAGAGUGUGGUGCCAGAUGUCCGGUCCGUUGUGACCACAGCUAGAAUGCAGGUCCUCAAGCGACAAGUACAGUCCUUAAUGGUCCAUCAGCGAAAACUAGAAGCUGAACUUCUUCAGAUAGAGGAACGACACCAGGAAAAAAAGAGGAAAUUUCUGGAAAGCACAGAUUCAUUCAACAAUGAACUGAAGCGGUUGUGUGGUUUGAAAGUGGAAGUGGAUAUGGAAAAAAUAGCAGCUGAAAUUGCUCAGGCAGAGGAACAGGCCCGGAAAAGGCAGGAAGAAAGGGAAAAAGAGGCGGCCGAGCAAGCCGAGCGCAGCCAGAGCAGCAUCGUUCCUGAAGAGGAGCAGGGAGCGAAGACUGAGGAAAAGAAAGAAGACGAGAACAUUCCAAUGGAGACAGAGGAGACCCACCUAGAGGAGACCACAGAGAGCCAGCAGAAUGGCGAGGAGGGCACCUCGACUCCUGAGGACAAGGAGAGUGGGCAGGAGGGGGUGGACAGUAUGGCGGAGGAAGGGACCAGCGACAGCAACACAGGGUCCGAGAGCAACAGCGCGACCGUGGAGGAGCCGCCCGCAGAUCCCAUUCCAGAGGACGAGAAAAAGGAAUAAAUGUUGCCUUGUUUUAUGUGUUCUAAAUGCUUUUUUAAAUGAGGGGGGAAAAGAAAAGUUUUUUUGAGUUUUAAUGGUGUUAUGUGAUUUGUGAAUUGAUAUUUUUUUUGGUCGAGAUCACACCACCAAAGGCUUUUGGACUAUUCAGCAUCAUCGCCUUUUCCUUCAGCACUUGUGAAGAUGGUUCUUUUCUUUGGAUCUUGUUUCUGGCCCUCAGCUGCUGAAAGCCUGAGAAUCUGACUUAACUGAGAGAUCGCCCACCUCUUUUCAAGAAGUAGUAGACUACAGAAUCUACUCUUAACAGUUGCCUUCCUACAGCUCACUCGGGUGCUGACCCAGGCCAUAGCUUUAAACUUUCCUUGUCCCUGUCAAGGGCUUCCUACAAGUCCCUUCCACAAAGAGUAGCUUCUUGAAAAAUGUCUUCAUAUGUGAGUAUGUAUUUGGUUACUUACUCUUCCUUAUGUUUAAUCAAUAUCAGAUACCAGCUUUGUUCAAAAGUUUAGUAUACCUGCAACCACAUUUGGAUUCUAUUGAUCCAAGAAGUUUUUUUUUUCCAUAAUUCAUUACUAGGUUUGAAGUAGUCAUUAAAGCGAACGUGACUAGGCUUUUUGUAGUUAAUAUUGGCUGUUCUUCAAUUCGUCCUUAUUAUACAGAAAAAAAUGCUGUGUUUAUUUUUACCAAGUUUUCCAAAGACUGAUCACAAAGCUGAAGGAAAUUGACUAUUCUUGCAAUGGACUAGAUAGUUCAAAAUGAUUAGCCUCUUCCUGACAGUGGGGAAAUAAGUUCACAUGCUUGAAAUUAUUUUACAAUAAUUAAAACAUUCAAAACCUCAAGGUUCGGAUCUUUGUAGAUCAGAACCUACCUUUUUGAUAAACUCUUAGUAAAAAGUCUUGAAGACUAGAGGCAAGGUAGUUUGUGACACUUACGCUUCCCAAAACUAGGGUAGAUUUUUACUAAAUAGUGGAAUAUCUGAUGGUAUAUGUUUCUUAAAAGUCCAAAUGUAAUAAAAAAUAAAUGGAUAAAAUAA
Messenger RNA from Suncus etruscus (white-toothed pygmy shrew), 2391 nucleotides. It is a transcript of the gene SMARCE1, whose product is annotated as SWI/SNF related, matrix associated, actin dependent regulator of chromatin, subfamily e, member 1. The transcript is spliced from 11 exons. Lineage: Eukaryota; Metazoa; Chordata; Mammalia; Eulipotyphla; Soricidae. Gene Ontology annotation, biological process: negative regulation of DNA-templated transcription. Gene Ontology annotation, cellular component: SWI/SNF complex. The record is from RefSeq and is a predicted model, not a curated record. Gene Ontology annotation, molecular function: nucleosomal DNA binding; nuclear receptor binding. Bases 132 to 1364 code for a protein of 410 amino acids.